Messenger RNA from Botrytis byssoidea, 747 nucleotides. RefSeq lists its product as uncharacterized. Bases 1 to 747 code for a protein of 248 amino acids. The record is from RefSeq and is a predicted model, not a curated record. Lineage: Eukaryota; Fungi; Ascomycota; Leotiomycetes; Helotiales; Sclerotiniaceae. The transcript has 3 exons.
AUGUCCUCAAUUUGUAUCAAGCGGUCUGGAUCUGACAAUUUGGAAGCGCCUCCAGCAAAAAAGUCGCUCGUAAUCAAAUUUCCGGUCGCACAUAUGAGGCUCGUGGAUGCAGUCGAUAUAGCAGCCAGAUACAACGAAACUUUGUUUGCCAAGCAUAGCCAGGAAGAAUCUCGGAGAGCUCGCGUGACUAUCGCGUCUGCUUUUGUCACCAAAUAUAAAAAGUUGGAUAAGGUGAUUGAAGCUCAAGACUUGGUCAUUGAACAGUCGAAAGCCGUGAUUGCUACGCUGGACCGUUUGAUUCAAAAAUUUGACGCUCUUCCUUCUACGAGAAUUGGGGAGCUUCGUGAGAGUUUGGAGGAAAUGGUUCCACGAAGAGCUAUAGAAACAGUCGCAACUAUUCAACAGUUGUUCAACGCAGUCAAUAUGGAUGAGCAAAGUGCCCAGAAGCAGAUUAUAAAGAAUGCCGAAAAGACAAGAGUGGUCGCUAAUGCAGCUAAGAUGAUGCUAGCGGAUCGCAAGAAGCGUUACUUGUUUCCUUAUUUCGUUACGUCUAUUGCCUCAAGGGGAUGUGGUGUAGAAAUCGGCAAAUAUACUGGUCUUGCAGCAACUCAACGAACCAUGCAAACUUGGGCUGCAAAGUUUGCAAUGGAGGAGAUGUUUAGGGUCGGUAAGAUUGGUCGCUGGUGGGAGGCUGAUACCGCCGAAGUAGCUGGAGUAAUGGCGAUAGACAUUGGUUCUCUUUUCUAG